CUUUUGCUAAAUAUCAAAUUAAUGUGAUGUGGAAUCAUAGAAUUUAUGCAACACCUUGUUUCCUCCAGUCCUUUCUUCCAUUAACUUUAACUCUCCUUCACCAGGUUUCCAGGCUGUCAAGGACCCCAGCUCUUCUUGUACGUUGAACAGAACUGUGGGGGAAUCUGUGCAGCUGACACUGAACUCCUCACCAGACCCUAAUAUCCGAGAGAUUGAGUGGUCUUGGGAGCCCCCAUCUCAGAGAAGGCAGAUUCUGGUGUCCUGGAAACUUGAUGGCCCUGGUCCUGAUUGGUAUGACAUUAAAGACCUCAAGAACAGAUUCAACUUGACGAAGCUGGCUUUCCUGAUGAUCAAGAACCUCACUGUGGAAAUGAGUGGGCUGUACACAGCAGAAGUCAAAUUCAAGUCAGGACAAUCUCAAGUGGAGGCCUUUCGACUCUGUGUAUAUGGUUUCCAGGCUGUCAAAGACCCCAGCUCUUCUUGUACAUUGAACAGAACUGUGGGGGGAUCUGUGCAGCUGACACUGAACUCCUCACCAGACCCUAAUAUCCGAGAGAUUGAGUGGUUUUGGGAUCGCCCAUCUCAGGGAAGGCAGGUUCUUGUGUCCUGGAGUCCUGAUGCCCCUGAUGGUGAUUGGUAUGACAUUAAAGACCUCAAGAAGAGAUUCAACCUGACAAAGCUGGCUUUCCUGAUGAUCAUGAAUCUCACCAUGGAAAUGAGUGGGUUGUACACAGCAGAAGUCAAAUUCAAGUCAGGACGAUCUCAAGUGGAGGCCUUUCAACUCUGUGUAUAUGAGCCUGUUCCACACCCCCAGAUUCAGACUCAUUUUUCAUCCAGCACAUCAGACUGGUGCAAUAUUACUUUCGAGUGUGACACCGGGGGGUACACUGAAGACCUCACUGUGUCUUGGAUGAGCAAUGAUCUGGGGCAGAAUGGGACACUGGAGCAAACCUCUCACUCCAAGAAUCUGAGCCUGAGCCUGCCCAUAGACCGGUGGAAUGGCUAUCUCACCUGUGUGGUCAGCAAUCCUGUAGAACAGAAGAAUGCCACCUUAGACCUGAGGGGCAUCUGUCCACAGAAGGGUGAGUGUGAAGUACAAGCAAGGGUGAAGAAAAUGCUUGGCAGAAAAUGCAAUGUUGUGGGGAGCGGGGCACAGGGGCAAGGCUGGGAGGACUCAAGAAAGUAAUGGGAUGUGCAUUAUAAGGCUGUACACAUGGUGUGUCUAAGGGGUUCUGUUCCAGCCUUGUUAUAGUCCACAAAUAUACUUGCAUGAAGCUGUGCCUGUGUUUGGAAUCUCUGUCAUCAAGCAGACAUAUAAAGCACUUGGGAAGCCCUACCCUUGAGCAUCAAAGAGAAAUGGAGGCUGGAUGAGUCAUUAGAACCCAAGCCGAGGAAGGGAAGGCCUGGAAGAGCAAGGAUGGACCCCCUCACCCUGAUCUUAGGGUGCUCACUGCCCAGUUCAGGUUCUCCCACCCCUGUGCAUGGCUUGGCCCAUGCAUGCCUGGCCCAUGUAUGCCCAUGCAGGUGGAUAGGUGCCUGCUGCUUCUACUGCAGGUCUGGCCUGGCCUUUCUCAGGAUGAUCAUCUCCCUUGAUAGUGUUCAAACCACACUCGGCUUCCUCUGGUCAGUGUGAGCUAUAGUGGCCCUCUGCUAACCACAGUCACCUACUCAUGAUCACAUUUCCCCCAGUCAGUCUAAUGUUACCUUGGCCCCCUGGAGGGACUCUCCAUGGUGGGUUGGGGGUGUGCUCACUUACAAAGACACUGAGCUCUCAGCCCCUUGUUGUAGCAGUACUUUCCUAGCAAGAAGUGAAGCAAAAAAGGUCUACCAGUCCAGCUUCUUUGUCCUGCUAGUGUCUGGCUGAGCUCUGGUUGCUCUUGUGGGACUCUUGUCUGAGAAGUCUGUUCCUGGUCAUGUCCUUACUGAAUCCUCCCCCGCCCUCCCCCGCUCCAGGAGUGCUCUGUCUACAAACUUUCCUGAGUGCCUGUUAAUGUACUCCGCGGGGAGCACAGUGAAAAGGAAGACAAGUCCCUGUCCUCGAGGAAC
Molecule: messenger RNA, 2046 nt
Organism: Ochotona curzoniae (black-lipped pika)
Lineage: Eukaryota; Metazoa; Chordata; Mammalia; Lagomorpha; Ochotonidae
Exons: 3
Coding region: 347-1186 (279 amino acids)
Source: RefSeq, a predicted model, not a curated record